Molecule: messenger RNA, 529 nt
Organism: Symbiodinium necroappetens
Lineage: Eukaryota; Dinophyceae; Suessiales; Symbiodiniaceae
Source: the annotation of a GenBank genome assembly
GAGGCCUUCGACGAGGUCUUCCUCCGGCCUUGGCGCUUCCCGGUGCACGUGCAGCGCCUGCACGGUCUCGCCGAGGAGACCGCCAGCUGCCCCUGUGCUCGACAUCCCCAAAUGUCAGGCGGAGCGGCGGCGGCGGGCCAGUGUGGUGGACCAGAGCGCCAUCGCGCACGGCCAGCGCUCUCUGCUGGAAGCCCGGAAGGUGGUCUAUGCCAUCGUGAGCCGGGACAGCCCGCAUCUGCAGGUCUGCGUCACGAAGGUCUCUUGCGCUCAGGAUUUCUUGGAACGGGCAGCACGUGAGCUGCGUGCAACAGCAAGAGGAGGUUCCUUUACACAGAGUUCCAAGCACCGCUACGGCGCAGCGAAAACAGGGCUGGCCUUCCAAGCACCCGAGGGGCUGCUCUUGUAUGCCCUGGAAAGCCUGGAAAGCGCCGAGCUGCCUUAUCACCGUCUCUCACAGCAGCGUCUCCACCACUGGGCCAAGCUGUUGCAGGGCGUCACCACCGAGAAUGCUGGAGACCCGCGCACGUAG